CUCAACAAACAUUCUGUAAUUAGAAUCAAAUGAUGGCUUUAUAAUUAAAACAUUUAAAAAACGGACUGAAAAUAUUAUCUCAGUUUUGUUGUCUGGUUUGUUCAUCCGUGGUGUCAAGAGAGACCACCUGAUCUCCUACAACCUAAUCCCUCCAGAGAGAGACACCACCACCUGAUCCUAUCUCAGAUCAGUAGGUACAACUAGUCCAUAAAGAGAGACAAUCUGAGCUGAUCUCAGAUCAGUGCUUUACAGCUUACUGAAAAUUAAAGAUAGAAACCUUUUUACAUCGAUGGUGUAAGGACGUUUAAACCCACGGUUUACGUCCCGCUUCACUCUUUAACUCCGCGGUUCACUCUUUAACUCCAUGGCUCACUCUUUACUACAAAUCAAACGCACUUCGUGCCCCCGCCUCGCUGUGACGUCGCCCUUGAUGCCGGAAGGGAGCGCUUGUUAUCGGCUCCAGGGGGAUAUCUCUCCGGGUCUCUGCGGGGGAAAGAUGUCCCAACAGCGGGCCGGUCUCUCGGGGUCUCCUCGGGGGUCUUCUCGGUGGUCUUCAGUCCUGGUCCUGGUGGCGCUGCUGCAUGCGACGCGGGUUGCAGACGCGGUGUCUGAACGCGGGAGAUGGACGGUCCACCUGGACGGGGAGAUUCUCAAGGAGAAGAGAUAUUUUGUGUUCCCCAAGACGCUCUUCAGCAACAGCAUCAUCAGAAUGACCGUUGUGUCAGAGAGCUGUGAUCAGUCCUCUCCCGUCCUCAACGUCUCCUGGUACCUGAGGAGCUCCUCCUGCUACGACCAGGUCUUCCACAUGGAGCAUGGCGACGCCCAGCGUGUGUUCGGGGCGACGGCGGCCGGAGAGCAAACAGGAAGUGGAUACUACAUCUUCCAUCAAUACGAUGACAUCACCUGUAGAGCCAGCAUGAGCCCCCACACGUUCGGUCUGAAGGAGAUGGCCCCGCCCACCAGACUCAGAGAACUCGCCCAGGCAGAGCCAAUCACAGCGGCGCCUGGAAGGAGGCGAAGGAGUCCGCCAUCUUCUUCUCCCAUGGCUGAAGUAAAGGAGAAUCUGAACUCGUCGAAAGUAGAAAAGGCUGUGAGCUCAUUGGACCAGGUGGCCAGCAGCUGGGAGGACGGGCCGUACGUCUUCAUCGUCCGCAUCAGAGACGUCAGCAAGGAGCCGGCCGCGGCCUGGAGCAUGACGCUGGAGAUCACCAUGAAAGGUCCUCACGACUACAUCUCUGCUUCAGAGUGGCCCCUGAUGCUGUUCUACAUGGUGAUGUGUGUGGUGUAUGUCCUGCUGGCCCUGUCCUGGCUGUGUGUGUCGGCCUGGUUCUGGCGGGACCUCCUGCGGAUCCAGUUCUGGAUCGGGGGGGUGGUGUUCCUGGGGCUGGUGGAGAAGGCGGUGUACCUCGCCGAGUUCCAGAGUCUCCGUGACAACGGCCUGUCAGUCCAGGGGGCGCUGGUGUUUGCUGAGCUCUUGUCUGCGGUGAAGAGGACUUUGGCCCGGGUGCUCGUCCUCAUCGCGAGUCUGGGAUACGGAAUUGUCAAGCCCCGUUUGGGAGCAUUGCUCCACAGGGUUGUGGGCGUCGGCCUCCUCUACUUCCUCUUCUCCGUCGUCGAGGGAAUCCUGAGUGUCAACGCUGAGCGGGGGGACAGUGCUGGCAGUAAGCUGAUGUGUGAUCUGGCCCUGGCCUUCAUCGACUCCUGUUUGGUCUGGUGGAUCCUGGUGAGUCUGUCUCAGACCAUGAAGCUCCUUCGUCUGCGGCGGAACGCAGUGAAGCUGUCUCUCUACCGCCACUUCACCAACACGCUGCUGUUCGCCGUCAUCGCAUCUGUAAUCUUCAUCGUCUGGACUACGAAAACCUUCACGAUGUCCAAGUGUCAGUCUGACUGGGGCGAGCUGUGGAUCGAUGAUGCCUUCUGGCGUUUCCUGUUCUCUAUGAUCCUAAUGGUUAUCAUGUUCCUAUGGCGACCGUCGGCCAACAACCAGAGGUAUGCCUUCAGCCCGCUGGUGGAUGAAGAGAGUGAUGAAGAGGAGCAGGAGGCCAUGCUGAACGAGAACUUUGACGGCAUGAAGAUGAGGGGAGCCAAGCCCGAAUCAAACGGCUCCAAACUCAACAAGGUGGACGAGGACCUGCGCUGGGUGGAGGAGAACAUUCCAUCGUCGAUGGCGGACGUUGCCCUGCCCCCGCUGCUGGACUCUGAUGAGGAAACCAUGACAACCCAAUUUGAGAUGUCCAAGAUGGAGUAGAGGUGGAGACUUCAGAGAGCACUCUGACAGUCCAGAGGGGGAUAGAUGAUAGAGGAGGGAUAGAUGAUAGAGGAGGGAUAGAUGAUAGAGGAGGGAUAGAUGAUAGAGGAGGGAUAGAUGAUAGAGGAGGGAUAGAUGAUAGAGGAGGGAUAGAUGAUAGAGGAGGGAUAGAUGAUAGAGGAG
Molecule: messenger RNA, 2431 nt
Organism: Gadus morhua (Atlantic cod)
Lineage: Eukaryota; Metazoa; Chordata; Actinopteri; Gadiformes; Gadidae
Gene: tmem87a
Product: Lung_7-TM_R domain-containing protein
Exons: 21
Coding region: 365-2248 (627 amino acids)
Biological process (GO): retrograde transport, endosome to Golgi
Cellular component (GO): Golgi apparatus; membrane
Source: RefSeq, a predicted model, not a curated record